UCUUCUGUUGAGAAGGUCUUUAAGCUUCCUGGCGGACAAGACCUUAAUAUUGGUGCUGAGAGGUUCCGUUGUCCUGAAGUCCUAUUCCAUCCAUCAUUGGUCGGAAAUGGACCGAUAGGAAUCCAUGAAAAAGCUUAUAAUUCAAUCAUGAAAAGUGAUGUUGGUAUUAAGAAGGAUUUAUUUGCAAACAUUGUGCUUAGUGGUGGCUCAACUUUGUUUCCUGGCAUAGUAGAACGCAUGAACAAGGAAAUCACCGCUGUUGCUCCAAGCAACACAACGAUCGAGUUAGUUGAUCCACCUGAGAGGAAGUACAUCACCUGGAUAGGAGUAUCAAUUCGGUCCCCUCCUUGUUCUAGUUUUAUGCAAAUGUUGAUAACGAAGGGUGAGUAUGAUGAAUUUGGUCCCUCAAUUUUCCACAGGCUGUGUCUCUAA
Solanum dulcamara is the source of this 432-nucleotide messenger RNA. RefSeq lists its product as uncharacterized. The record is from RefSeq and is a predicted model, not a curated record. The transcript is spliced from 2 exons. NCBI's taxonomy places the organism in Eukaryota, Viridiplantae, Streptophyta, Magnoliopsida, Solanales, Solanaceae. The annotation marks the transcript as partial.